Trichomonas vaginalis G3 is the source of this 1293-nucleotide messenger RNA. Its product is annotated as protein ubiquitination. The record is from RefSeq and is a predicted model, not a curated record. Bases 1 to 1293 code for a protein of 430 amino acids. Gene Ontology annotation, molecular function: protein binding. The transcript has a single exon. NCBI's taxonomy places the organism in Eukaryota, Parabasalia, Trichomonadida, Trichomonadidae.
AUGACUCAAGAACUUAUUCACAACUAUGAGUACAUUGCUGCAUAUUUAAGAGAUUUAAUCGAUUUAAAUCUUCUAUAUGACAUUUUUGAAGCAGAUGAUAUUAAUGAAAUCAUGAAGUAUGCAAAAGUAACUCCUGAUGACUUCACUUCCAUUCUUAAUCAAUCCACAUAUGCGCCAGCAACGGAAACAGUCUUUGAACCUCAUAAUACAAGUGUAUCAAUAAGCAAUUUGCAUGAAAUAAUUUUGACCUUAAAGUCUAUUAACAACUACAUACCUCAAAGAUUGCUUGAUAUCAUUAUUAGCAAAUUAAAUGAAACAGCAAGUGAAAUAUCAGAAUCAGCACUAAAAAUUUCAAAUCUUGAAGAUACAAUCUCGAAUCUUCAGAUGGAGAUAGAUACUAUCAAGAUUGAAAAGUUGAACUGUGAAAAAGAAAUUUUAUUGCUUAAAUCUCAGAUAAGUGAAGAAAUCAAAGACAAAGAAAUUAUUCUUAAAAUUGCAAAUCUUAAAAAUUGUGAUGAUUUCGAUAGUAUUUAUAAAUUCCUCGAAGAAUUAUCAGAUUCUGGAAAUCAAAAAAUGAUUUCUAUUGCAUAUAAAGAACGAAUUUGUGAAAAGAAAGACAAAUAUGGAACAAAUGCCCUUCAUAUUGCAUCUGAAAAUGGAAAUCUCAAGUUAGUGAAAAGCCUCAUUGAUGUUGGAUGCGAUUGUAAUGUAAAGAGUGAUUAUGGAUACACGCCCCUUCAUUAUGCAUCAAAAAAUGGUAAAUAUGAAGUUGUUGAAAUCCUUAUUUCUGCUGGAGCUAAUGUCAAUGCAAAAAAUUCAAGUGGAUACACACCACUUCAUUGUUCUUCUGAUAAAGGAUACUUUGAUAUCGUUAAAUCGCUUAUCUCUGCUGGAGCCGACAAAGAAGCUAAAGAUACUUCAUACGAGAACUCCCUUAUCAAAGCAUCAAUAAAUGGCCAUUUAGAAAUUGUGAAAUAUCUGAUCACGGUCGGGGCAAAUGUAAACGAGCCAGAUUCUGAUGAUUAUACUCCACUCAUGUAUGCAUCAAUUUAUGGCCAUCUUGAAAUUGCUAAGCAGCUUGUUAUUGCAGGAGCAAAUAUCGAAGCAAUGGAUAAUAAUUACUAUAGAACUGCAAUCAUAUUUGCUGCAGGAAAUGGUCAUCUUGAAAUAGUAAAAUAUCUUGUUUCGGUAGGAGCAGAUUAUAAUGCUCGAGGACAAAAAGGGACCGCUUACCGUGUUUCUCAAGGAGAAGUUGGGCAUUAUUUAAGAUCAAUUGGAGCAAGUUGGUAUUAA